Messenger RNA from Sorex fumeus (smoky shrew), 509 nucleotides. RefSeq names its product ubiquinol-cytochrome-c reductase complex assembly factor 2. Gene Ontology annotation, biological process: mitochondrial respiratory chain complex III assembly. NCBI's taxonomy places the organism in Eukaryota, Metazoa, Chordata, Mammalia, Eulipotyphla, Soricidae. The transcript has 4 exons. Gene Ontology annotation, cellular component: mitochondrial matrix. The coding region runs from base 46 to 456 and encodes 136 amino acids. The record is from RefSeq and is a predicted model, not a curated record.
ACGCGCGGCCUCGCCCAUGGGGGCGGGGCACUCGCGGGGCUCAAGAUGGCGGCCGGCCGCUACCGGCGUUUUCUUAAGCUCUGUGAGGAGUGGCCCGUGGACGAGACCAAACGGGGCCGGGACUUGGGUGCUUACCUGCGGCAGCGGGUAGCACAGGCCUUUCGGGAGGGAGAGAACACCCAGGUCCAGGAGCCUGAGGUCUGCGACCAGAUGUAUGAGAGCUUGGCCAGACUGCACUCGAACUACUACAAACACAAGUACCCCCGUCCCAGAGACACAAGCUUCAGCGGGCUGUCCCUGGAGGAGUACAAAGUGAUCCUGUCCACAGACACCUUGGAAGAAUUCAAGGACAUGAACAAAGGUCUGUGGAAGAAGCUACAGGAGAAGUUCACCUCCCGGAGUUCCGACGAGAAGCACAAGGCCUGGACUGAGCCCUUAUCCCGCACGCGCACCUAAGCACGAGGACACGAAUGUGGCCACCGGAAAUAAAAUGGUCCUGAUUUCCUGUC